AUGGAUGAAGAUGAUUGUACAACUACUGCACUUUUUGGUACCACCUUUGAACUCCCUGCGAGGUAUAUACAAUUAGAAGCUAUUGGAAUGGGUUCAUUUGGUUUAGUCUGCUCUGCUUUGGAUAUUGUUUCAAAAGAACGACGAGCAAUCAAAAAAGUCACAAAGCCAUUUCAAGCACCAGUACUAGCAAAGCGGGCAUUCCGUGAACUUAUGCUUCUUAGACAUUUAAAUCAUGAUAAUGUAAUCUGCCUUAUAGACGUUGUUCUAUCACCAUCUAAAGAUGAUCUCUAUUUUAUUACAGAAUUGCUUGGCACAGACCUUCAACGUCUGCUGAGUGUCAAAAAGCUUGAACCACAAUAUAUACAAUACUUUGCCUAUCAGAUCUUUUGUGGGCUAAAAUAUGUACAUUCAGCCGGCGUGGUGCAUCGCGAUCUGAAACCGGGAAACAUUCUUAUUAAUGAAAAUUGCGACCUGAAGAUUUGCGACUUUGGACUGGCUCGUGUGACAGAAUCAUUAAUGACUGGUUAUGUUUCAACUAGGUACUAUCGUGCACCAGAAAUCAUGCUGACCUGGCAAAGAUAUGACAAGGCAGUGGAUGUUUGGAGCACAGGGUGUAUUUUAGCAGAAAUGAUUCACGGCAUGCCACUGUUCUCUGGAAAAGAUCAUGUGGACCAGUUUGCUCAGAUUGUCGAGGUUCUUGGAAGUCCACCCGACUAUGUUAUAGAUGCCAUCUGUAGUGAAAAUACUCUUAAAUUUGUACGGGCACUUCCUCAACGAGCUCCCAUCUCGCUUUUUGAAAAGUUUCCCAACUACGAUCCCUUAGCUAUUGAUCUUUUGUCAAAAACGCUUGUCUGGGAUACCAAAGAACGUGUAUCUGCUAGCAUAGCAUUGAGCCAUCCUUAUUUUGCAGCAUUUCAUGACCCUGAUAGCGAGUCAGACGAUGCAGCACCAUUUGACUGGUCAUUUACUGAAGUAGAUAUCUCUCCAGCAGAGUGGCAAGCUCGAACAAUCAAGGUAUAUGAUGACUGGCAUCUAAACACUUGUCUAAACCCAAAAUAUAAAGCUAAAUCCAAUGACGUGUAG
This is a messenger RNA of Batrachochytrium dendrobatidis JAM81, 1083 nucleotides long. Its product is annotated as mitogen-activated protein kinase HOG1. Gene Ontology annotation, cellular component: cytoplasm; nucleus. The record is from RefSeq and is a predicted model, not a curated record. Lineage: Eukaryota; Fungi; Chytridiomycota; Chytridiomycetes; Rhizophydiales. The coding region runs from base 1 to 1083 and encodes 360 amino acids. The transcript has 11 exons. Gene Ontology annotation, biological process: protein phosphorylation; cellular response to oxidative stress; osmosensory signaling pathway. Gene Ontology annotation, molecular function: MAP kinase activity; ATP binding.